Cladocopium goreaui is the source of this 2136-nucleotide messenger RNA. Lineage: Eukaryota; Dinophyceae; Suessiales; Symbiodiniaceae. The record is from the annotation of a GenBank genome assembly.
AUGGCAGACGACGCCUCGCCCUCGCCCAUGUCCUUUGCGCCUGAGCCCGAGACGUCGCAGUCGCUGGCAUCGCCGGUCAUGGAUCUGGAGCGACGCUUGGAGCAGCUCCAGAAUUCCAUGGAGACCUUGCAAUCUUCCCAGUCUUGUCAAAGCAUCAUCCUGGAAGAGCUUCGUUCCCUGCUUUUGGAACUGAAGGCUUUGGGCUCCCCGCGAAAGAGAACGCCACCGUUUUUGAAGGAUCCUCUCGACGUGGCGCCGUCGGCACCUUCCGACGUGCCCAUUUUGAUGUCGAUCCCCGGGCAGAACGAGGAGGGCGCUGCGGCCUCGAACCCGGAGCCGCCGCGCAGCCCCUCAGUCCGGCCGGCCAAGAAACAUGCCGUGUCGACCUUGGCCAAGGUCUCCGAGGAGCUCUCAGAGAUUAUGCGCAACUCGCAGCGCUCGCAGCACUCACAACAUUCCAACCCAGUGCCUCGCAAGGAGGCGCAGCUCAACGAGGCACAGCUCAGCGUGCCGAGCCCCGAGCGCAACCUUGCGAGCAGCGAGGACACGGCGCGUGUGAGACUGAGAGCGCGGAAAGGCCAUGCUGCGUCCUUGUUGGAACUGGUGCUGCCAUCCGGGCCUAGCCUGGUGGACCCUGCCGCAGCAGCCUCCAUGGAAGACCUGGAAGGGUACACGGCGCAGUUUCUGCUCCGCCGCGGUGCUGGCACCGACAUCGACAUGUCCUCGCGGUCGCGUGGGAACUCCGAGUUCGAAUCCGAGCUUCUGAGCCCAUCGGCCCCACACCUGGAAGAUCCUAGCGACAUGGAUCACCCUCCAGAUUCCAGCGCUGCGCCAUCCUCGCGUUCUGAAAGGCCCAGGACAGCCACAGAGACCGUGAGAGUGGCACCCAGCAGGAAGGUCAAAACGGUGAGCUUGGCGCGGAUGUCGAGUUCAGAACGGAACGAGCUCGUCAACAAGCGUCCAGGCAUCGCCCUGGACGAUUUGCAGGCGGCGCACGAUGAAAAAGCGCGGUCCUUGGCUCACUCCAACACUGGCUCUAGAGGCUUUGCCGAAUUUACCCUCGAAAAAUUCAAAUCUCCGAUGCCUUUCUUGGGGCGAGUCUGGUUGGGCGCCAUGGGCGUUUUGGAUCUGCUGGAUGACUCUCCGUGUCUUCAACAUCUCCGUGUCAUUUGGAUUCUGUGCCUCUUCGUUGGCCUGCUGGCUUUGGGUGGUUACAUGAUGUGGCAGAGUGUCAGUGAAUUCAUUGAAGUCUUGACGACGAUCACCACAGCAUGCUAUAUGUUGGGCGUGCUUGCAGGCAUUUGGAGCCUCCGCCGGGCUAACAUGCAGGAGCUGCUGGGCUCUCACGAUGGCAGUCUGGAAACGUACGCUCAGCUCAAUGGAUUUCUGAAAGCCUGGGCGGCGGUUUCGAAACGCCGCUUCAACGAGGUCAUUGGAUUCCUCAUCGUCAUGAUUGCAUGCCGGAGCCUGGUGCACCUGCCGAACACCGGCUUUCAACGAGACAUGGAUCGGAUGGAACGGACCGUGGCCUUCUGUGCUGCUGCCUCGGGUUUUGCAGCCCUUGCGUUUGCACAGCUCCACAUAGUGGCAGGUUUGGAACUGGCCAUCGACAGUUUUUCGGUGAAGUUCUUUCAGCAGAUGGAUAUGGCAAUCGCCAUCCAGGAUUGGAAUGUGGUGCAAGCCACGUUACGCCAAGUUUCCAUGAAGCUCAGUACAUCUUUGCUCCUGCUUGGCUCUUCCUGCAGCGUGUCUUUGCUGCUCUUACUGGAAGUGGCAUUUUUGCGCACCGAACACGAACGCGGGCAGCUGUCAAACGUGCAGUUGGUGAUGCUUAUUGCCUGGCUUGCCCCUCCGUUGCUGUUGUUCCUGUACGUCCUGAUGCGCUGCGCAUCUGUGACUGAGAAGGCCUCGCGCGUGACUCCCCUGGUGAACUCAUGGCAGUUUGACCGACGGAAGUCGGUCAUCAGUCCGGGUGUCAACUGGAUGGAUUCUGGGCGUCAGUACAUGGUCCAAUACAUCAGACAAAGUGAAGCAGGUUUCUACCUGCAAGGAAAGCGACUCUACAUGUUUCAGGUCACCAAGCUUUGCUACUAUCUGGUGGCUUUCUCCAUGGCUAUGCUUUCUCGCCUGGGCUGA